Molecule: messenger RNA, 984 nt
Organism: Contarinia nasturtii (swede midge)
Lineage: Eukaryota; Metazoa; Arthropoda; Insecta; Diptera; Cecidomyiidae
Product: glutathione S-transferase-like
Exons: 5
Coding region: 135-764 (209 amino acids)
Biological process (GO): glutathione metabolic process
Molecular function (GO): glutathione transferase activity
Source: RefSeq, a predicted model, not a curated record
UUUUUAAUGGAUAAUAAGUCAAAUUGUACAUAAAUCACUUGAUUGUGAUUUAGUCAAAGAACUCUCUUUGAAAGUUUUACAUCAAUCGUUUCGUUCUCUACAAAAACUAAGUUUAAAUUUCGCAGUGAGCAGCUAUGUCGGAACCAUCAGAAAAUCCAACGUACAAAUUCUAUUACUUCAAUUUUCGUGGUUUGGGUGAACCAAUUCGUCUCUUAUUGGCCUAUGGUGGAAUCGAAUACGAGGACGUUCGCAUUCCAAAAGAAGAAUGGCCAGAGCACAAGCCAACAAUGCCUUUGCAUCAAAUGCCAGUGCUUGAAAUAGAUGAAAGCCGUGUAUAUCAACAUGUUUCGAUUUUACGAUAUCUUGGAAAGAAAGUUGGCUUAUCUGGCGAAAGUGAUUGGGAAAAUCUACAGAUCGAUAUGGUGGCCGAUAUAAUGAACGAAUUCCGUUUGAAAUUGGUUGGUGUUUAUCAAGAAACCGAUGAAGAAAUUAAGGCCAAAAAAUUGGAGGACAUUAAAAACGAAACGAUUCCGUUGUAUUUGGGAAAAUUAGAUGGGAUGGUCGAAGAAAACAACGGUUAUCUUGUUGCUGGAAAGUUGACCUGGGUUGAUGUCUAUUUGGCUGGAAUUUCUGAUCUAUGGAAACUUUUGGCUGGCUACGAUGUUGCUGCCGAUUAUUCAAACUUACAAAAUGCCAUUGAAAAUGUCAACAGCAUUGAAACCAUCAAAAACUGGAUCGAGAACAGACCAGAAACGGAGUUUUAAGAAUAUAUGUUAUGUUUGUUGAUAAACAUUAUAUUGUUUUAAUGAACACACCAUGCACCUAUGAUUUUUAUGGUUAAAUCUCAUUUUUUGACUAUAUAAUUAUUAUAUACAGGAUUAUAUUAUUAAUGUGAAAUAUCCAACAAACAAAUUUUAUUUAUCAUUAUCGGGUAGUCAUUUAUUUAUAAUAUGGUCUAUUUUCAUAAGUCACUUUUUGAUUUUC